UGACAUCUAAAGCUUCAUGGUGCAUGAAGAGGAAGCCCGGAAGAGGAGGAGGAGGCAAGAAAAGGCGUCAGGGAUGGCCCUCUCUCAGGAUCUAUUGACAUUCAGGGAUGUAGCCAUAGAAUUCUCUCAGGAGGAGUGGACAUGCCUGGACCCUGCUCAGAGGACUUUGUACAGGGAUGUGAUGUUGGAGAAUUACAGAAACCUGGUUUCCCUGGGAAUCUCUCUUUCUGACCUUCCUGUUAUCUCCAUGUUGGAGCAAGAAAGAGAGCCCUGGAUUGUGAAGAGUGAAGUGAAAAUAGCAAAAAAUCCAGAUGGCUGGGAAUGUAUCAAAGGUGUGAACAGAGGUAUCUCUCCAAUAUGUGUGAUGAAGGAAUUACCACCAAAAGAGAACAGCAAUACAGGAGGAGUGUUCCAAACAGUGACGGUGGAAAGACAUGAAAAUCAUGACAUAAAAGAUUUUUACUUCAGGGAAAUCCAGAAAAAUAUACAUGAUUCUGAGAGACUGUGGAGACAUGAUGAAAGACAUUACCAAGGGCUAUGUGUGACCUCUGAAGAAAGCCUCAUUGGAAGAAGAGAUUGGCAUGGUAGAAGAAACAAGCCCAUUAAAAAUCAGUUUGGACUAAGCUUUCAGACACAUCUACCAGAACUACAGCUAUUUCAAGUUCAAGGGGAAAUAUAUGAAUGCAGUCUUGUUGAGAAAUCUAUCAACAAUGGUUCCUUAGUUUCCCCCCAAAAUAUUUCUUCUGCCAAAACCCACAUUUCUCAUAAAUAUGAGUAUGAUCUUAUGGAUUCUUUAUUUGCACAAAAAGAGAAAGCAAAUGUUGGGGCAGAACAUUACAAAUGCAGUAAGUGUGACCAGGCCUUCAAUCAAACCUUACAUUUUACUAUACAUCAGAUAAUUCAUACUGAAGAGAAGCAAUUUAAAUGUGAUACAUGUGGCAAGGUCUUCAAUAAAAAAUCAAAUCUUGCAAGUCAUCGGAGAAUUCACACUGGAGAGAAACCUUACAAAUGUAAUGAAUGUGGCAAAGUCUUCAAUAAUAUUUCACAUCUGGCGCAACAUCAGAGAAUUCAUACUGGAGAGAAACCUUACAAAUGUAAUGACUGUGGCAAAGACUUCAGUCAAAUUUCGCACCUUGCACAACAUCGAAGAAUUCAUACUGGGGAGAAACCUUACAAGUGUGAUGAAUGUGGAAAGGUAUUUCAUCAAAUUUCACACCUUGCACAACAUCGGACAAUUCAUACUGGAGAGAAACCUUACAAGUGUCAUGAAUGUGGAAAGGUGUUCAGUCGCAACUCUUACCUUGUACAACAUCUGAUCAUUCAUACUGGAGAGAAACCUUAUAAAUGUAACGAAUGUGGCAAGGUCUUCAAUCAUAUUUCACACCUUGCACAACAUCGGAGAAUUCAUACUGGGGAGAAACCUUACAAAUGUUAUGAAUGUGACAAGGUCUUCAGUCACAAGUCAUCCCUAGCAAAUCAUUGGAGAAUUCAUACUGGAGAGAAACCGUACAAGUGUAAUGAAUGUGGCAAGGUGUUCAGUCGCAAUUCAUACCUUGCACAACAUCUGAUAAUUCAUACUGGUGAGAAGCCGUAUAAAUGUAAUGAAUGUGACAAGAUGUUCAGUCAGAAUUCACACCUUGCAAAUCAUCGGAGAAUCCAUACCGGAGAGAAACCUUACAAAUGUAACGAAUGUAGCAAAGUCUUCAGUCAAAAUUCAUAUCUUGUAUGCCAUCGGAGAAUUCAUACUGGAGAGAAACCUUACAAAUGUAAUGAAUGUGGGAAAGUCUUCAGUCUAAACUCAUCUUUAGCGCAUCAUCGGAGAAUUCAUACUGGAGAGAAACCUUACAAAUGUAAUGAGUGUGGCAAAACUUUUAGUGUGCGUUCAAGCCUUAAUAACCAUUAUGUUAUCCAUACUGGAGAGAAACCUUUCAAAUGUAAUGAAUGUGGCAAAUUCUUCAGUGACAGUUCAUACCUUGCACGUCAUCAGAGAUUUCACACUGGACAGAAACCUAACACAUGCAAUUAAUGUGGCAAAGUGUUAAAUCAGCAUUAGAGCCUUGUAAGAGAU
Molecule: messenger RNA, 2068 nt
Organism: Carlito syrichta (Philippine tarsier)
Lineage: Eukaryota; Metazoa; Chordata; Mammalia; Primates; Tarsiidae
Product: zinc finger protein 83-like
Exons: 4
Coding region: 17-2026 (669 amino acids)
Biological process (GO): negative regulation of transcription by RNA polymerase II
Molecular function (GO): DNA-binding transcription repressor activity, RNA polymerase II-specific
Source: RefSeq, a predicted model, not a curated record